CACCUUCUUUUUGGUUGCAAGUGAAUCGCCGGCCGGCUGGCAGUGACAACAAUGUUUCACCAUCUUUGAGGACUUUGGCGCUUUGGACUUGUCGCGUGCUCCAAAGUCGCUCCACCGAGUGCCCAAAAGCAACAGGAGGAGGAGGACCACGUGCGGCGAGAGCGGGAGCAGGAGCGGCGCUUUGAGGAUGUCCGGAGCGGAGGAUCAGCGAGAGGCGGACUGCGUGUGCUCCUUCGGCAUGAAGUCCACUUGGGACAUCAACGACCCCAAACUGCCUCAGGACAUGAAGCAGUUCGACCCGUUCCAGGAGUGGACGGACGGCUACGUGCGUUACAUCUACAGUGCCGAGGACAAGAACGCGCAGCGCCACCUGUCGGGCUGGGCCAUGAGGAACACCAACAACCACAACUGUCAGAUCCUGAAAAAGUCCUGCCUGGGCGUGGUGGUUUGCUCCCGAGGCUGCGCGCUCGCCGACGCUUCCCGACUGCAGCUGCGGCCCGCCAUCUGCGACAAGGCGCGGCAGAAGCAGCAGAAGAAACUGUGUCCCAGUUGCGGCGGCACUCUGGAGCUGCUGCCGUGCCGAGGCCACAGCGGCUACCCUGUCACCAACUUCUGGAGGGUGGACGGAAAAGCCAUCUUCUUCCAGGCCAAAGGGGUUCACGACCAUCCCAGACCGGAGUCCAAGUCCGAGACGGAGGCCAGGAGAAGUUCGGUCAAAAGACGCGUGAGCUCGCCGCCCUUCGCGCCAAAACGACGCCUGGUGGAAUCCCAGGCUCUUGGCCCCGCCCUGCUGUCCUGCGUCGAGUCCGCCGACCGCAUCUCCUUCCUGGAGCCGAGUUUCCCUCAGCAUUACCCCGCGUUCCAAAGUGCGGAACCCUACUACAACCACCACAAUACCCUGGGAGAGCCCUCCGCCGGCCCGCAAAAGACGGCCGCUCCCAGACUCUACGUGGGUCGAGGCGGCUACGAGUUCCAAGGCUACCUGAGCGCACCUUCCUACCCGGUCUCCUCGGAAUUCUGCGAUCCCAGGGCGGCUCCGGUCCCGGGCGGUCCGACGUCCUCGGGGUCCGCGCCUCUCUCGUCCUCGUCCUCCUCCUUCGAUCCGCCGCUGCCGAAACCGGGCUGGAAGGACCUGCUGAAGACUUCGGGUCCCUACGGCGACGGCCACCAUUACUACGGCCCGGACUACCCUUGCCGCUACCCGGGGAACCCCCCGGCUUCUCCGGCCGCGCUGCAGACCAUCAUCACCACCACCACCAAAGUGUCGUAUCAGCCGUGCCCGAAGGCCGCCGCCUACCAGUCGUGCCCCAAGGCUCAGUCCGGGCUCCCCGGCUGCUCCGCUCCGCCGGACGAGCCGUCGUCAUCGUACUCGGCCGAAGUGAAGGUGACGGAGGAGUCCGGCGGAGUCAUCAAGUCGCUUUCCUUUCAGCCCGAAGUGGUGCAGACCAAAACGGAGCGGGCGGACGCCUACGACUAUCGCUAUAGCUACGGCAACGGCUUCCGCUACGACGACUACUGAGGCGUCGCCCGUGCGCCGACGCCGGGAAGCUUUGAAGAAACCGGCGUCUUCUUUUGGGCUCCUUCGAACGGAAACGGAUUUGGAGAAAAACACGGGCCGCCUUUCCCCGCGUGACUUGACUCACGAUCGCCCAACGCCGCCGAAACGGCGAAGUCGGCCUGUUGCCGAGUUAGCGUGUUGAAGCUACGCGCGGCACGCUAGCCCGGACUCCAGAGGCGUGAGCGCGUGGCUUCCGGACUGGGCAUUUUUCGACAUUUCAACUGGAGGGCAAAGACAUUUUCGUCUUCGGACUCAAUGGAACCUAUUCCUUUGUUUUGCUCGGCUUGAGCGAUGACUUCCUUUCAUUUCCUGUGAGCGGCAAAAGCGUCAAUCGUCGCGACGACCCUCACGCAUCCAUAUUUAUUCACCAUCAAAUUCUUUGAUCGGGCAUAUUUUCCAUUCUAUGCGCGCGCACCCGCACAAGGACUUUCUGGUUGUGUUGUCUUUGACGUGGCAGAUGAUAAAAAGGUGAAUGUGAGCAAUGUGGUUGGCCCAGAAUGUGGGUGCACCAAAAACCAUUAAGACCAGAAUCUGUGUGUGUGUGUGUGUGUGUGUGUGUGUGUGUGUGUGGGUGAGCGCACACUAGAAAUGCGCGCGUAAUAAACGUGUGCGGAUGGGAA
Molecule: messenger RNA, 2178 nt
Organism: Hippocampus zosterae (dwarf seahorse)
Lineage: Eukaryota; Metazoa; Chordata; Actinopteri; Syngnathiformes; Syngnathidae
Gene: gcm2
Product: glial cells missing transcription factor 2
Exons: 8
Coding region: 188-1519 (443 amino acids)
Biological process (GO): regulation of transcription by RNA polymerase II; gliogenesis
Cellular component (GO): nucleus
Molecular function (GO): RNA polymerase II cis-regulatory region sequence-specific DNA binding; DNA-binding transcription activator activity, RNA polymerase II-specific
Source: RefSeq, a predicted model, not a curated record